Molecule: messenger RNA, 3216 nt
Organism: Saccharomycodes ludwigii
Lineage: Eukaryota; Fungi; Ascomycota; Saccharomycetes; Saccharomycodales; Saccharomycodaceae
Gene: MIL1
Product: Mil1p
Exons: 1
Coding region: 1-3216 (1071 amino acids)
Source: RefSeq, a predicted model, not a curated record
AUGACGGGCAUUGUAAUUGAGAAAAAGAAUACUAAUAGUUUAAUGGAUACAAAAGAUAAUGACAACUUUAACGUAGAUUCAGCAGUCUUGAAAGAUGAUAAAGGGAAGGAGAAACACGAAAACCAGAAUAUAAAAAAUUCAGAUGAUACAGAUAAAGAAGCUAAAAAAAAUGUAGAUAGUAGCAAUAAUAAAAUCAAUAUUUUGCCAGAAGAAAAAGAUGUCGAUACAGUGGACCUUACAACCAAAAAAGAUCAGGAAAUAUGUAGCAACAAAGAUAAUGUGUUCAAGGAAAACUUGGAGCCGGCAAGUGUGAUUAGUGAUGAUAAUAAAAUCCUUAGUGAUGAUGACAGUGACCUUGGUUGGCAGGAAAUGCCUGCAGUUGCUUCCCACAAUGUUUAUAAUGAACAUGGUGAUUUAGAAUUACAUAAACAGUCAAUGCUUUCGUUAGAAGAAGUAGAUGAAGAGGACAAAGAUAAAAACAAAAGUACAUUUGGUUAUACCAAAGUUGAUGACGAAAAACAAGCCCAAAGAUCACAAAAAACUAACAAGAAAAUUGAUUUUUUAUUUAGCUCUAGAACCAGAUCAACGAUUACAUCACAACCUUCAUUGAGUAAUGGGUCAAAACAAGUUUCUGAGGAAGAACGCACUUACUACCAAGACGACGACGACGACCACGACGACGACGAUGAUGAUGAUGAACAUGGCCUAACGCAUGAAGAAAUGACUGCCGAACAUCAAUUAAGUAGCAUGAAGAGUUUAUUGUCUGAUAGAGAGAAAAUAGCGUAUGUUGGUUCUAUUAAUGUUUUAAUUCAUCAUUUUUGUACACAACUAGCAGAAAGAUGUUUAGGCUCAAAUAUUUUGAAGAAGAAAAAACUAGCCAAAAGACUGCAUUAUAUCCAAAAAAACACAGGUUAUUGGCAGAUAGAUAUUAUGAAUAGGUUAUAUCAUCAUCUAGAUUUGUCUUCUGAAGAGGUUAAAAUGAUUGAAAAUUUAACCUCGCAUGGUGUUGAAUUAGACGACUUAUGCAAGUCGAUAAAAGUUUCAAGAACAGUAUCAAAUCCGUUCGAAGAAAAGGAAUUUGAACUAGAUGACACAACUCUUGAUCACAUCGAUCAACAGAAAGAGAAAGAACACAUGCAAAAUUCUGGAAAGGAUCAAAUAGACACUGCUAUGGAAAGAAAUUUAUAUUCUAAAAACGAAAAAAAGAGUAGUAAUAUAAUUGAAAAUAAUAAAGAUAGAAGUAAUAAUACUAAUACCACUAAUCGGGACCGAGUUGAACUCGGGAAUGACACGCCAGAACGUUUCAAGGAUUCUGCUGUUGAUAAUGACCUUUCUUCUGGCGAUAAAUUGGAAAAGCCAGAUAUUAAAAACAACGUUGACGUUGACGUUAACGUUGACUACGAUCCCUCAAAACACAUCCCUCAUAAAAUUAUUUCUCCAGAAGAGGUAAAAGAACAGAGUGACUUAGAUAUAGACGUUGCUUGGACAAUUAUUUGCGAUUUUUUUUUGCUACUACUAUCAAAAUCCAGUUAUGAUGCAAGAUCAAGAACUAUUUUGAUAACUUUUGCCAAGCAUCUAAACAUAACUAGAGAUGAAAUUAAUCAUUUUGAAAAAAGAGUUACGGAAGCCUUGGAAAUGGAACAGUCUGCUGAUGAUCAGGUUUGGGUCGAAGAGCAACACAUGACCAAAAGAAAAACUUUGAUAAAAAAAAAGAAGCUUAUGUAUAUAGGCUUGGCAACUAUUGGUGGGUCUUUAGUGUUAGGACUGAGUGGUGGUCUUUUAGCGCCCGUUAUUGGUGCGGGUGUUGCUGCCGGGUUGUCUACGAUUGGUAUAACUGGUGCUACAGGGUUUUUGACUGGGGCUGGUGGUACAGCUAUUGUUGCAGUUACAAGCACAGCGAUUGGUGCUAAUAUAGGCCAUGCUUCCAUGAAGAGGCGGAUGGGUAGUGUUAAAACCUUUGAAUUUAAACCAUUGCAUAAUAAUAGAAGAAUAAACCUGAUUAUUAGUGUUUCUGGAUGGAUGAUUGGUACUGAAGAUGAUGUUAGAUUACCCUUUUCCACUGUGGAUCCUGUAGAGGGUGAUUUGUAUUCUUUAUAUUGGGAACCAGAGAUGUUGCGUUCUACUGGUCAAACCAUCAACAUUUUAGCAAGUGAAAUUAUUACACAAACAAUUCAACAAAUUUUGGGUGCCACCAUUUUAACUGCGUUUAUGGCUGCUAUUCAAUGGCCUAUGGCUUUAUCCAAGUUGGGUUAUAUUAUUGAUAAUCCAUGGAAUGUUUCUUUGGAUAGAGCUUGGAAUGCCGGUUUGAUUUUGGCGGACACUAUUUUAUCAAAAAAUUUGGGGGAUAGACCUAUUACAUUAAUCGGAUUUUCCCUAGGAUCAAGAGUUAUUUAUUCCUGUUUGAUUGAGUUAUGUAAGCGAGGAGCUGUUGGGUUGGUCGAGAAUGUUAUUAUAUUUGGCUCGCCGAUUGUAUAUAAUAGGGAUGAUUGGGCCAUGGCACGUUCAGUGGUUAGCGGUAGAUUCGUAAACGGCUAUUCCAAUAAAGACUGGGUUUUGGGCUAUUUAUUUAGAGCUACAAGUGGUGGUAUGAAAACGGUUGCUGGUUUGUCACCCAUUGAAAGCAUAGAGGGAAUAGAGAAUUUUGACUGCACUGAGUGGGUAGAGGGCCAUAUGGCGUAUCGUAAGAACAUACCCAAACUUUUAAAACAAUUGGGUAUCUCUGUUCUAAGUGAAGAAUUUGUGGAAAUAGAUGACUCUCCAGAUCCGGAAAACUUGAAGAAACAAAGAGAAUUGAUCCAUGAUUUAGAUGAAGCUCAAAAAAAAUUGGCUAAGAAAGGAUCACCUAACAAGAAUACUUGGUUACCCAAAUGGUUUAAACCUAAGAAACAAAAAUGGCAAGAAAUGGUGGAAGAAAGUGCUAUUCAUGCCCCUGUUGCGCAAUCAGUAUUAGAAUCGCCUGGAUUGAAAGAUCCUUCACUCGUUGAUACAAAAGCAUUGGUCAGUGAAUUAAAUAAAAUUAGAAUUGGUGCCGGUCUAGAAGAAACAAAUGUAACGCAAAUAUUGGAGCCUGUUAAAGAUGGUGAUAGAAAUGAAGUACCGAUAAACAAUGGUUUAAAUUUCCAAUUGUUGUCUGCUGGGCAUACUGUACUUCCAAAAGAUGAUGACGAAUUUAGAGGUAAGGGGAAACCUGAUGUUCAAUUUAGUGAUAAUUUUUAA